Messenger RNA from Anopheles funestus (African malaria mosquito), 4337 nucleotides. It is a transcript of the gene app, whose product is annotated as palmitoyltransferase app. Gene Ontology annotation, cellular component: Golgi apparatus; endoplasmic reticulum. Gene Ontology annotation, molecular function: protein-cysteine S-palmitoyltransferase activity. Lineage: Eukaryota; Metazoa; Arthropoda; Insecta; Diptera; Culicidae. Gene Ontology annotation, biological process: protein targeting to membrane; peptidyl-L-cysteine S-palmitoylation. The transcript is spliced from 10 exons. The record is from RefSeq and is a predicted model, not a curated record. The coding region runs from base 901 to 3225 and encodes 774 amino acids.
AUUGCAGACAAAUUUGCUUUCUAGACGCUUUCUACCUGCUGGAAUCUAGUUCAAAUACGGCCAAAAUGUGCGGGAAUGUGCGGUUUAGUGAGCGCGUCUGUGCACGGGUGCAAUAACCAGUGUUCUACGGUGAUUAAUUGUGCAUAGGCUUUUUGACAGAUUGUGAAUAAAGCUCCCACGGCACAAUACCGAGAAGGGAAGUGAAAAGGCAUGAAAGAUUCCGAAGUUUAACCAGGUCCUAUCCGGUUUACGUGAAAACACGUCUAGCAAGCCUCGACAGUGCCAGUGAUGAGUGAUGACGACCGUCAAAUAGAAUGUAUUUGCAGUUCGCUGAUUGAACGAGCCGCAUCCGGCGGUUUGUGAUGCAGACUGUUCGCAGUAGGCCGUGUCGGAUGUUGAAUCCUGUUCAAAGCAUGCUGCGGCAUUUGUGUAGUGGAAAGCGUAGUUGAAUCGUCUUGCCGUGUGUUGUGUGCAUACGUUCGCCAUCCUGCUUUCUUCAUUUUUAUUCUGCACUGCUUAUUUUCGGACUUGCUAACUGAAAUGUAGUGUAAUCUAUCGUUGCUUGAACAUGCUCGUCAAGGACUCUGAUGAAAGGAACCAUAAUCAACAAACGUCAGAUUCCGCUGAAAAAAGAAAGCACAUUUAUUAGUAUCAGGAAAAUAUAUUGACAAUUGAUCAUUCUGCAGCAGAUCACGAUUGCUAUGCUCACAAACAACUUUUGCUUAGCAACGUCUUGACCUGAUCAUCAAACACACUGUUAUGAUAUGGUUGUGUAAAGGUGAUACAAAAACCAGGACUAUUCCAUCUUCUAUGGUAGAGACAGCUGUAAGAAGGAACUAUAGGACCUCUGGCAAUAGUAACGCAACGUAGAAGACAAAAUUCCGAAUUAAAACGUAGAAAAUGGCACCAAGUCAGAAGGUGACAAAAAAAUGGGAAAUCUUUGCCGGUCGGAACAAAUUCUUCUGCGACGGAUAUUUGAUGACGGCGCCAAACUCGGGUGUGUUUUAUUUCACGGUUAUACUGAUUACCGCUACGAGUGGAUUAUUUUUCGUGUUCGACUGCCCAUUUCUGGCACAACGAAUCACUCCAGCAAUUCCUAUCAUCGGUGGUAUACUGUUCAUUUUCACGCUAAGCUCCCUGUUUCGGACGGCUUUCAGCGACCCGGGAAUCAUUCCGCGUGCGUCACAGGACGAGGCGGCUUACAUUGAGAAGCAGAUCGAGGUGCCGAACUCGCUCAACAGUCCCACCUAUCGGCCACCGCCCCGCACGAAGGAGGUCUUCGUGAAAGGACAAACGGUGAAGCUCAAGUAUUGCUUUACGUGCAAAAUCUUCCGGCCACCGCGGGCCUCCCACUGCAGCUUAUGUGAUAAUUGCGUUGAUCGAUUCGAUCAUCACUGUCCAUGGGUGGGCAACUGCGUUGGUAAACGAAACUAUCGGUUCUUCUACAUGUUUAUUGUUUCGUUAGCGUUUCUAGCAGUAUUCAUAUUUUCUUGCACAACGACUCACAUAGUAAUGUUAUUAAAGGAAGAUACCCAGUUCAUUGACGUCGUCAAGCGGACUCCUUCCAGUGUGAUAAUAGCGAUAAUUUGUUUCUGUUCGGUGUGGUCUGUUAUCGGGUUGGCUGGAUUUCACACUUAUCUUACUACGAGUGAUCAAACAACGAAUGAAGAUAUAAAAGGUUCAUUCAGCUCAAAGGGUGGCCAACAGGCAAUAAACCCGUAUUCGCAGGGCAACAUUUGCUUAAACUGUUUCCACAUACUGUGCGGCCCAAUAACACCAUCGCUGAUUGAUCGGCGCGGUGUUGUUACGGACGAGUAUCGGACGCAAAUGCAGGCGACAUUUAAAAUCAAUGGUGCUAUACCGUUGGUUGUAAUGCAGCCAGGAAUGGACACACUGAACAAACAUUACAGUUUGGAUCCUGAAAUGCAAAACGCUACUAAUGGAGCAGGUGUAGGCGGAAAUGGUGUGUACCGGCAGCGCAGCUACGAUAACUUACAAAAUGAUAAAUCAAACAGUGUGGCCCAUCUAGUAGAAAAUGAAGCGCCCCUUUCAACGACUGGCAAUGUUUCCAUGUUGUCUGUUGGUGCCGUUGGAGGUAAUGUCGGCCAAGACCAUAUCGAUACCACGACCACAACUGUCCUACUCGACGAAGACGGUAUGGAGUUGGAAACAAGAGCCGUGGGUCUACCGUCGGAUGAAUCCAGCAAUAAGUUAACGGGCAGCUAUACGAACCUGUUUCGCGAAUCGUUAACGAACGGUGCGAAUAAUGGCCCAACGAGUGGUCAACAGGGAAAGCUCAAUUAUCAUCAUUCGAACAUGAUGAUGAGCGAGUGCGACAAAAUACAAAGUGCAGACGAAAUCAUCAACGUUAGCGAACUUAUGAUGGUGUGCAGCGUUAGUGGGCACGAGAAUGUGUACAGCAAUGUGCCACCGGCAGAAAUUUCUCCGUCCGGAUCGGCGGUAGGUCUACUAUCUCCUAAACGGGCCAGUGUAGGGAGUAGCAAUGUUUCCGGGGUAGACGUUACCACGGCGUCCGUUGGUCCAGUUGGUUAUCAACAUGUAUACUCGAAUGUCACCGGUGCCGGAGGUCCUGCCGUUCCUGACCUGUCCACUGUUCCUACGGGGAAUGGAACAGCCAUGCAACAACGACAUUCACACCACGCCCAUCACCACCAUCUAGCACUAAACGACCCAUCACAGUUGCUCAGUUCUUCGUUUAUCAGCAACGAUCUCGAUCUCGACGAUCCAGUCCUUUCGAGCUCUUUUACCACGGCGAAAAACAUAAGCACGAUGACGAAAAUGCAACCACCACCCUCAGCAAGUCAUGGAGGGACUGUUGCAUUGCCACAGCAACAACCACAUCAAAAGCAGCCGCAAACAAUGAUUACUACGAUCGAGAUGAAAAACGUCAUCAAAACGCUCGAUCCGAAUGUAAUCAUACAGCAAACAUCAAACAGUUCCGGUGGCACGGUACCCAUCACUAUCACGCCGGCAAUAGCAUCCCUGUCGACGACUAAUGUAAUCGCUAGUAAUGGCGGUCCGUCGUCGGUCCACCACAACAACAACGGCCACGGCGAAUCGUCGAUGUUUAUUUCACCGAGUGCAAGUCGGAUGCGAUUGCUUCAGGAAUCCACCAUGAUUGAUACGGCACUCGAUCUCGACAGCUUGGACGGUUCGAUAGGAAACCAUUCGCAGUCCUGCCUGGUGAAAACAGCCAUCGUGUAGUAGGAUAUCGCGAGCAAAAAACCGUUCCAAAGAUAUUUACAUUCCGAUGCACUAGUAGCACUGUUCGUGCGCUUCUCCUCGCAACUAGAACAAAGCGUGUGAAAUAAUGGUGAAGCACCAUAACUCCGUCACCAAAAUAACUGUUCGGUACAAAAAAACGUUCUCAUGUUGGUGCAUUUGUUAAACUCCUUUGCCAACUGAGCUGAUGGAUCAGCAUCAAACCCUAUCAUCACAAUGCGCGUUAUUAUGAAGGUGUAGAUACAACUGACGAAUAGUUCAAAUAGAAAGCGGUUAGUACGACUAACAAGCGAACCGCUUGUUACUAUAGUGGCCGUUUAAUCUUUUUAAAUCAUCCACGUACGAUUUCUUCUCCAGUGAACUUGUGCAUACUAGCUCGUAGAGAGACUUUCACUUCACCGUUCCCCUCAGUAAUCUGGUUCAAAAUAGGCCAGAACAUUAGAUGAAGAAAAAAAUACAAUACAGCCAGCCGCAACAAUAUGAUAGAAGAAUUGAAAUGAUAGACCUAUGCGACUAGUGUGACGUAAAGGAAAAUCGGAUAAUAUGAUUCUUUACCAUCCAUUAUCUAUUUCCCCUUAACUUUCUUGUUUAUGCUUAAAACCCCAUUUCAAUAGAAUGAAAAAAAACAACAUUGUUUCUAGUUAUAUGCUGUGUUUCGGAUGGUAAACCAAUGUCGAAUUGGAUGUGAAGGUAAUCGAGGAUGAUAACCUGAUGGUGAAUUCAACCGAUUGCUAGAGUGAUACAAGACAACGAUUGAAAUUGAAAUACAGAGAAGAAGAAGAAAAAGUUCUGUGUUUAACUGCUUUACGACACUAAUCCUUAGGAUGUAUAUUUUGUCUUGUUAAAAGGAUACGAGGGAGCGAAAUACGAGGAUCAACUUCCGUACUGACAGGGAAAGCAACAGUGAAAUAAAUACAACAUUGUUGAAAACAUAGCAAAAACAUACCAAUUGUUGUUUGUAUGACAGAGAGACAGCGAGAGAGAGAGAGAGAGAGAGAGAGAAAGCGUAAAUUGAAUGAGACAGGGAUGUGUGUGUUCAAUGAUUAAGUUUAUACGUUUGAUUAUAAACCAUAAUAAAACAUUGUACAGGAUAA